UAUGCCCUCACUCUACGCCUUCCCUUCUCCAUCUCUCCGCUCCCUCCCCACCCCCCAACCGCGGAGCAGAGCCACUUUGACUUUGGAGGCCAAAGUCAGUAAAAAGGAGCUCCACUCCAACCACCACGGGACCAUGGAGACCUCAGAAAAAGAACAGCAAGAAGCAAUUGAACAUACUGAUGAAGUACAAAAUGAAAUAGACAGACUUAAUGAACAAAUCAGUGAGGAGAUUUUGAAACUAGAACAGAAAUAUAACAAACUCCGCCAACCAUUUUUUCAGAAGAGGUCAGAAUUGAUGGCCCAAAUCCCCAAUUUUUGGGUGACAACAUUUGUCAACCAUCCACAAGUGUCUGCACUGCUUGGGGAGGAGGAUGAAGAGGCGAUGCAUUAUUUGACAAGAGUUGAAGUGACAGAAUUUGAAGAUAUUAAAUCAGGUUUUUAUUUUGAUGAAAAUCCUUACUUCGAAAAUAAAGUUCUCUCUAAAGAAUUGCAUCUGAAUGAGAGUGGUGAUCCAUCCUCAAAGUCCACUGAAAUCAAAUGGAAAUCUGGAAAGGAUUUGACGAAAUGUUCAAGUCAAACAUAGAAUAAAGCCAGCAGGAAGAGGCAGCAGGAGGAACCAGAGAGCUUCUUCACUUGGUUUACUGACCAUUCUGAUGCAGGUGCAGAUGACUUAGGAGAGGUCAUCAAAGAUGAUAUUUGGCUAAAUCCAUUACAGUACUACUUGGUUCCCGAUAUGGAUGAUGAAGAUACCUGAUUUAUUUAUUUUUAAUUAUGUUUUUUGUGCUGUUGAUGUCAUAUAUAAGAAACCAUUGUCUAAGUUAAGGUCACAAAGAUUUAUGCUUAUGUUCUCUUCUAAGGGUUUUAUAGUUUUGUUUCUUACACUUAGGUCUGUGAUUCAUUUUGAGUUAAUUUUUGUAUAUGGUGAGAGUUCAGCUUUAUUCUCUUGCAAGUGGUAUCCUGUUCUCCCAGUACAAUUUGUUGAAAAUUUGAUUUUUUUCCCCAUCAAAUUAUCUUGGUGCCAUUCUAAAAAUCAAAUGACGAUAAUAUAUGGGCUUAUUUCUGGAGUUUCAAUUCUAUUCCAUUGACUUGUGUGUAUAUCCUUUGCCAGUACCAUCCUGUUUUGAUUAUUAUAGACUUGUACUAAGAUUUGAAAUCAAGAAGUGUAAUUCCUCCAUCUUUGUUCUUCUUUGACAAGAUUAUUUUCGUUAUUCUAGGUUCCUUGUAAUGCUAUUAUGUAUUUGAAAGUCUACUUUUUCAUUUAUUCAUAAAAGGUAAUUAAGCUUUUGGUAGAGAUUGCAUUGAAUCUGUAGAUCUCUUUGAGAAAUAUUGCCGUUUUAACAAUUUAAUCCUCCAAUCUAUGAAUAUGGAAUGUCUUUCUAUUUACUUAGGUCUUUACUGUAUUUCAAUAAUUCUCUGUAAUUUCAGAGUAUAAGAUUUACACUUUUUUGUUAAAUGUCUUCCUAAGUAUUUUUUUGAUGAUACUGUAAAUAGAAUUUUUCCUUAAUUUCCUUUUCAGAUUGUUUGUCAUCGGUAUAUAUAAACACUACUGGUUUUGUGUGUUGAUCUUAUACCCUGCAGCUUUGAAUUCAUUUAUUACUUCUGGUACCUUUCUUGUGGAUUUUUUAAUGAUUUCCUAUGUGUAAGAUCCUGUUGCCUGCAAAUAGAGAUGGAUUCAUUUCUCCCUUUCCAAUCUGGAUACUUUUGAUUUCAUGGGUUUUUUUUUGCCUAAUUGUCCUGUCCGGAACCGCCAAUACAAUGUUGACUAGAAGUGGUGAAAGCAGGCAUCUUUGUCUUGUUCCUGUUCAUAAGAGGAAAGCAUUCAUUCUUUUGCCAGCAACCAUAAUGUUAGCUGUGGGUUUUUCUUAUAUGUCCU
Canis lupus familiaris (dog) is the source of this 1873-nucleotide messenger RNA. RefSeq names its product protein SET-like. The coding region runs from base 2 to 583 and encodes 193 amino acids. Gene Ontology annotation, molecular function: histone binding; chromatin binding. Gene Ontology annotation, biological process: nucleosome assembly. The transcript has a single exon. Lineage: Eukaryota; Metazoa; Chordata; Mammalia; Carnivora; Canidae. Gene Ontology annotation, cellular component: chromatin; nucleus. The record is from RefSeq and is a predicted model, not a curated record.